UGUUUAAAUACUGAUACUCAGUUGAACGCUUUAACGGAGACUCACGUACCAAGCCCGGAUGGCGAUGAAACCACAAAGCAGCUUGAUUUGGAUGAAAUGAUCCAUCGCUAUCUCUUCACACAGAACAAUUUGCAGGAUGAACCCUCGGAACAGAAUGGAGCCAAACAUGUGUGCGCUCCGUGUCUCCUAACGGUUAAAAUAUGGCACCGUUUUUACGAAAUGUGCCACAGGAACGCAGAAGUUUAUCGCCAAUGGGUCCAAUCCUCAGAUAGCAGGACUGUGCAAUUUUCCGCCGAAAGGGAAAUACAAGAAAUUGAACUCCGAAAAGGAGGAUCAGGCACGGAGGAAUGUGUUGCAUUGGAAAUAGAGUUUAAGGCAGCGGAAGACGACAAAAGCUGUGACGAUGAGGUGACGCUCGGCCACACCAACGUUUUGGACGCUGAGGAAGAAAGCGAUCAUUCUGUUGUAGAAAAUCAGGACCACGGAAGCAGUUCUUCAUCCGGCUGUAUGCCUGCCGCAUCCCCGGAACCUAUGGGCCGUCGAGAAACGUUGAAGCGAAAGCGAAAGUCUGCCUGCGAAAUUUGUGGCCAAUAUCGGUCCAACAUGGCGGAGCACAUGAGGGCACAUAAAAAUGACCGACGCUUCAAGUGCCCUUACUGUCCCAAGAGCUUCGUCAGUGCGUCCAAUCGGCACAGCCAUGUAAACAUCCAUACGCGACAGAAAAUGUACAAAUGCGAUCUUUGCGCAAAAGAGUAUCCGACGCUGAAUGGGCUGAAACAGCACAGGGUUACUCACGAAAAGAAACGUGUGUAUCUCUGUCCGAUCUGUGGCAAAUCUUACUACCAGCCGACCAAUUAUGCACGCCACCGACGAACCCAUCUACAGGAACGCAAAAUCCAAUGCGACAGCUGUGAUAAAGUCUUCAUGACCAGGGGCGACUUGCGGAAACAUACAAUUACGCACAUGAAUGUCAAGCCAUUCGCUUGCCAAAUCUGCGAUCAGCGAUUUAAUCGUAGGGAUAAUCUAAAAACUCACUUAAAAAUACACCUGGCUCACAAGCACGGGAACCGUUCGAAAGAGGAAGAAGCCUUCUAGUGCUCGGUGCCCUGAUACCCUGUGAACGGUGGGCCUUUAACCAUUGGUUUUACCAAGUGUGUUCAAACUCAAGCAAGUUGG
Molecule: messenger RNA, 1176 nt
Organism: Anopheles bellator
Lineage: Eukaryota; Metazoa; Arthropoda; Insecta; Diptera; Culicidae
Product: gastrula zinc finger protein XlCGF7.1-like
Exons: 3
Coding region: 97-1095 (332 amino acids)
Cellular component (GO): nucleus
Source: RefSeq, a predicted model, not a curated record